AGUCCCAAGGACUGUUAUAUGGUUUGGUGACUGUUACUCCUCCGUUCACUCUUUCAUUCGCCGUUUAUUUUUAAAAGCCGCCGUUCACAGCCAGCGAAGGAAGCUUCUAGAGGGAGAGUGGUUUCAGUUACACGAACUAACACAUUGUUGUUGUGACGAUGAGCGGAGCUUCAUUGAGUGGCCUCCAAGACCACCUCAAAUUGGCCAGAGAAUACGCUGUCGAAGGACUCUACGACACCUCAAUCAUCUUCUUCGACGGCGCCGUUGCACAGAUCAACAAGCACCUAAACAGUGUGGAUGACCCUUUAAUCCGUGCGAAGUGGAUGAACGUGAAGAAAGCCCUAAGUGAGGAAACGGAAGUUGUGAAGCAAUUAGAUUCGGAGAGAAGGGCAUUUAAGGAAAUCCAAAGUGGACGACGCCCAGCUUCACCACCAAUAGCAUUGUCUGGUAAAUCGUCCUUUGUUUUUCAACCGUUGGAUGAGUAUCCCACUUCUUCUUCAUCUUCAGCCGUCGAUGACCCCGAUGUGUGGAGGCCACCUAGUCGAGAUGCAGGUAGAAGAUCCACCGCAACCACAAGGCCCAAUUCUCGUAAAGAUGGUGUUUGGGCUCGAGGUUCUAGCAGUACCAGAACCGCCACUACAACUGGUCGUGGCGCAAAGGCUAAGGUUAACACUGGAGCACGAGCAUCAACCACGGGCAAGAAAGGCACUGCUUCUGGAAAGUCGUCUAGUAAGGCAGAUUCACUUAGUGGUGAUGGUGAGGAUGGGAAGUCAAAGAGGGCACAAUAUGAAGGUCCUGAUCCUGACUUGGCCGAAAUGCUUGAAAGGGAUGUGUUAGAAACCUCUCCUGGUGUUAGAUGGGAUGAUGUUGCGGGCCUCACUGAAGCCAAAAGACUUCUAGAAGAAGCUGUUGUUCUUCCCUUAUGGAUGCCUGAAUAUUUCCAGGGAAUUAGGAGACCGUGGAAGGGUGUUCUCAUGUUUGGUCCUCCCGGAACUGGGAAGACGCUGCUUGCUAAAGCAGUUGCUACUGAAUGUGGUACUACUUUCUUUAAUGUUUCUUCUGCUACUUUGGCUUCUAAAUGGCGUGGAGAGAGUGAACGCAUGGUACGGUGUUUGUUUGAUCUUGCAAGAGCAUAUGCACCGAGUACAAUUUUCAUUGAUGAAAUUGAUUCUCUUUGCAAUGCUAGGGGGGCUUCUGGGGAGCAUGAAUCGUCCAGAAGGGUGAAGUCUGAACUUCUAGUUCAGGUUGAUGGUGUAAAUAAUAGUUCGACAAAUGAAGAUGGUAGCCGUAAAAUAGUUAUGGUUCUGGCAGCCACCAACUUCCCAUGGGACAUAGAUGAGGCACUGAGGAGAAGGCUGGAAAAACGUAUAUAUAUUCCUCUACCAAAAUUUGAGAGUCGUAAAGAGUUGAUCCGUAUCAACUUGAAGACUGUAGAGGUGGCCACGGAUGUCAAUAUAGAUGAAGUGGCUCGCCGGACAGACGGCUAUAGUGGGGAUGAUUUGACAAAUGUAUGCCGUGAUGCCUCUCUAAAUGGUAUGAGACGUAAGAUAGCGGGAAAAACUCGUGAUGAGAUCAAGAACAUGCCUAAGGAUGAGAUUUCAAAUGAUCCUGUUGCGAUGUGCGAUUUUGAAGAAGCUUUGAAGAAAGUCCAACGAAGUGUUUCUCAGGCUGACAUUGAGCGCCAUGAGAAGUGGUUCACUGAAUUUGGAUCAGCAUGAGAAGAUGACUUAGAAUGAUUUUUUUUUUUUUUUUUUUUUUUUUAAAAAUUACUUUUCUGCACUGGCUGGAUGGUUUGCCCCUAUUUUCUUUUUUUGGUCAAUAUUUCGUUUGUUAACUGAUGGUUGUUCAUUAAUUAUAAAAAAUGAUGGUUGUUGGUUGAAAUUCUCAGGUGUUGGAGGGGAUCUUCAAUGGUUUCUUUGUAUAUGUACAAUUGAUGAUUAUAUGUUUUCAGAUUGAUUAAUGGAGCGGUUGG
Molecule: messenger RNA, 1972 nt
Organism: Gastrolobium bilobum
Lineage: Eukaryota; Viridiplantae; Streptophyta; Magnoliopsida; Fabales; Fabaceae
Product: katanin p60 ATPase-containing subunit A1
Exons: 7
Coding region: 159-1718 (519 amino acids)
Biological process (GO): microtubule severing
Cellular component (GO): microtubule cytoskeleton
Molecular function (GO): microtubule severing ATPase activity; ATP hydrolysis activity; ATP binding
Source: RefSeq, a predicted model, not a curated record